AUGAGGAGACAUUUUGGAUUCAUACAAUUUAACAGUGCCUUUGACUUGUCAGCCAAUUCCGCUGAAUUCUCUUUCCUUCUCAUCUUUCAGUACACAAGGGUCUGGAUCCCUGACCCAGAUGAAGUGUGGCGCUCAGGUGAAUUAACCAAGGACUACAAAGAGGGGGAUAAAAGCCUGCAGCUCAGACUGGAAGAUGACACAAUCCUGGAAUACCCAAUUGAUGUUCAAAAUAACCAUCUGCCAUUCUUACGGAAUCCAGACAUCUUAGUAGGAGAAAAUGACCUCACUGCACUCAGCCAUCUCCACGAGCCUGCAGUUCUGCAUAACUUAAAAGUCCGUUUCCUGGAGUCCAACCACAUCUACACUUACUGUGGAAUUGUGCUUGUUGCCAUCAAUCCAUAUGAGCAGCUGCCAAUCUAUGGACAAGAUGUCAUCUAUGCCUACAGUGGCCAAAAUAUGGGUGACAUGGACCCUCACAUCUUUGCUGUGGCAGAAGAAGCCUACAAGCAGAUGGCCAGGCUCUCCUCAGCCAGUGGGAUCCAUAUCAUGCCAUAUUCUGAACUCUCUCUGGCCAUGAUGUUUAUUGAAUCUGCAGACUUGACUCACAGUAGCCAAGCUGAAACUAAUAGACAUUGA
Messenger RNA from Phodopus roborovskii (desert hamster), 636 nucleotides. Its product is annotated as unconventional myosin-Vb-like. Bases 1 to 636 code for a protein of 211 amino acids. The record is from RefSeq and is a predicted model, not a curated record. The transcript is spliced from 5 exons. Gene Ontology annotation, biological process: actin filament organization; vesicle transport along actin filament. NCBI's taxonomy places the organism in Eukaryota, Metazoa, Chordata, Mammalia, Rodentia, Cricetidae. Gene Ontology annotation, cellular component: myosin complex; actin cytoskeleton; vesicle. Gene Ontology annotation, molecular function: ATP binding; actin filament binding; microfilament motor activity.